UCCUUCUGCGGGGCCAUGAAGAGGGAGCCGCCGCCGCAGCCUCCCUCCGACGGGGGCGAGCAUCCCUCCGGGCGGCAGCAGCAGGAGGCGCCCUCCGCUGCGGAAGACGCGCCGCCCAAGUCCCCGCUGUGGGUCUUCGGCUACGGCUCGCUGGUAUGGAGGCCGGAUUUCGAAUUCACCUCCCGCAAGGUGGGCUACAUCCGAGGCUACAGCCGUCGCUUCUGGCAAGGAGAUACUUUCCACCGAGGCUCCGAGAAGAUGCCUGGAAGAGUGGUCACCCUUCUAGAAGAUUAUGAUGGGUGCACGUGGGGUGUUGCCUAUGAACUCCAUGGAGACCAAAUUGCUGCCUCACUCAAGUAUUUAAAUAUGCGGGAAGCGGUGCUAGGUGGCUACGAUACCAAGCUAGUGAAGUUCCACCCCCAGGAUAAAGAGGGUGGGGAGCCUGUCCUGGCCCUGGUUUACAUUGCUACACCUCAGAAUCCCUCCUAUCUUGGCCCGGCAUCGGAAGAGGACAUUGCUGCUCAAAUCAUUGUUUCCAGUGGCCGUUCAGGCCACAAUAUAGAGUAUCUCCUGCGACUGGCGGACUUCAUGCGCUAUUGCUGCCCUCAGAUAGAGGAUGAGCACUUGUUUUCAAUCGAGGAGGCUCUCAUCUCGAUCUUACCCUGCCUGUACCAUGGUGAGGAAUCCUUAGUGGAAGAAUGAAC
This is a messenger RNA of Euleptes europaea (tarantolino), 704 nucleotides long. RefSeq names its product ChaC glutathione specific gamma-glutamylcyclotransferase 1 (gene CHAC1). NCBI's taxonomy places the organism in Eukaryota, Metazoa, Chordata, Lepidosauria, Squamata, Sphaerodactylidae. Gene Ontology annotation, biological process: glutathione catabolic process. Gene Ontology annotation, cellular component: cytoplasm. The transcript is spliced from 3 exons. The coding region runs from base 16 to 702 and encodes 228 amino acids. The record is from RefSeq and is a predicted model, not a curated record. Gene Ontology annotation, molecular function: gamma-glutamylcyclotransferase activity; glutathione specific gamma-glutamylcyclotransferase activity.